UCGGCGGCCCGGGCCUGGGACUGGGCGCGCCUGCCGCCCGCCAGCCCCGCACCCCGCUGGCGCUCGUGUGGACGCCGCGCCCGGCCCCCGACCCCCGACCCCAGCCCGGAGGGACGCGUUCCCGCGGUGGGACCCGCGGAGGCAGUGCCAGGCCGCAGAUGUUUGCCAUCCAGCCGGGGCUAGCUGAGGGGGGCCAGGUGCUGGGCGGCCUACCCCCAAGUCAGUCUGAGCCGCGGUCAAAUGGCAACUUCAACUUCAUGGCCCGUGCCAAGGAUGCUAAUGAGAAUUGGCACAAGAUGUCAGGCUCUGGGGAGCCCAUCCUAAUGAAGAGCUCGGAGGAGCUGCUCUCUGACAACCAGGGCUUCCAGGCCCCUGAACUCCCUGAGGGAGGCAUCCGCAGCCCACCCGAGGGGGCAGAGAUCCCCAGAGCUGACUCUGAGAAGAUGGGUGGUGCCGGCACAGUCUGCUCCCCUCUGGAGGACAACGGCUAUGCCAGCAGCUCCUUAAGCAUCAACAGCCCUAGCAGCAGCCCUGAGCCUGCCUGCGGGAGCCCCCCAGGCCGGGAUUCCACAGAUCCCCUCCUGCCCUCUGUGGCCCAGGCCGUGCAGCAGCUGCAGGCCCAAGAGCGCUACAAAGAGCAGGAGAAAGAGAAGCACCACGUGCACUUGGUGAUGUACCGUCGCCUGGCCCUGCUGCAGUGGAUCCGGGCCCUGCAGCACCAGCUAGUUGACCAGCAGGCCCGUCUGCAAGAGAGCUUCGACACUAUCCUGGACAACCGAAAGGAACUUAUUCGCUGUCUCCAACAGAAAGCAGCACCGGCCAGGCCUCAGGAUCAGAGCUAAGGGUGUGUCUCCACACAGGGGCACGGAGAUCUGUGUAUGUAGUUUCAGGCAUGUUUGCAGAUUGUGCUUAAGUCAUUUGAUGAGUAUUUGCAAGUAGUGUGAGCCUGUUAGUGUUAACGUGAAGGCAGGCCUGUGUAGGCAUGUGUGGGUGAGCACCUCUGGAUCAGCUCGUGCACACUGUGUGUACACAUCUGGACAUGCAGGCUAAUGUGGACAGGCCUCUGAGUGUUAAUAAAUGUAUAGCUUGUAAAAGUACAUUUAGGGCUGGAGAGAUAGUACAGGCAUUAAGGCACCUGUCUUGCAUGUGGCCAAUCUUGAUUUAAUCCCUGGCACGCAUGAUCUCCCGAGCUCCUCUGGGAAUAGGCUCUGUGCCCCCACCCUCAGAAAAAAAAAAAGAGGGAACACAUUUAUGUAUGCAUGUGGGAACAUCUACUCAACAGUGUGUGUAUAUAUGUGCAAGAGUGAGAAUGUAUGUGCAGGAGAUAUGUGUGCAUGAGAGUUCUAGUGUGUGGCCUGCACUGGUCCAUGUGGGAGUGGAGCCGGCAGGCCUCUGCAUGGGAGGGUGUGUGUGGGCAGGGUGAAGCCUGUGAGGUAGACGAGGAGCCUGUGUCACUGCAGGCGGGCUCCUCAAGGUGUCCAGCUGUAGAUGGGCACAGAAUGGAAGCAUAAAUCCAUGCACACUGGAAGCACAGACUUCCCCUCACACUCACUUUUUUUCUGCACUAGGGUCCCCCUGCUCCCUGGAGAAAGAAGGCAAACUGGCUGUCCUUUAUCUGAGGAUCCUGGCUGGUCCAUUCUCCUGGGAUUUACUUCCCAGCUGCCUUCCUUAUCCCUCCCCUUAUGCCUCCCAUCCAUUACUCUGCUAGAGCUGUGGUCACUGUUGAUGGAUUUGCUCUAGGGAGUUUGGUGGCUUCCCGGCCUGCUGUAGCUUUCCGGCCAUGCCUUAGCCAGGGCACACGGUGGAGAAUUGUCUCUCAGCUAUCAGCAUAGUAAUGGAGACCAUGGCAGGGCAACCCCAGAGAAGACACAGGGAAGUGACAAUGACAGACUCUGCAACGAGUAGGAGAGGGGAAUCCAGAGUACCUGUCCCCGAGAGGCCAUACCUCUCCACGCAGAGGAGCUGUUGCAAACCAUAUUGUUUUAAGCUUCUAACGAAAUAUGCGCUAAUGUGAUAUUUGAUGUUCAGUAUGUCAAUUAAAACAUUUUAAAAGAAAUAUGUGUGUCCAGACUUGUAAGGAAUAGACAAAGGUGUCCCAGAAAUCCCAGGAGAGGCUCUCGCUUGCUCGCUGUGCCCUCCUGCUGUGACUCUGGCUGUAGCAAGCAUGGAUAUUGAAUCAGUUUGUUCAUUGCCCUGGAGUCGGCGUCUGGACCAGGAGGAGCCUCUGUUUGGCUUUCCAGUGUCAGCCAGCCUCUGGAAGCUCUGAGGAUGCUGGCUCUACCCCCUUUUGUCACCGUGUGACCCUUGAAAUGGGACUGGACAGGCUCCAGCAGAGCCUUGAGAACCAACACAAGGUGGCUGAGUCCCCGCUUUGUGCCAGAGCCAAGGUCUGUGACGGGCUGCAAGGCUGUGAGCCGUGGCAGGCACGGAACUCGCUGCCGUGGCCUCUGGCCCUCGGUCCCCCAGCUGGGAACGCAGGGACUGUUCUGUCACCAGGAGCACCGCCCCUGAUGGCUGGGAGAAUGAACAGGAUGGGAAGCGGGGGACACACCAGCUCGGUACUUGGUGCCUGACUCUUCUUGCAUGUGGAGAAUGAACCUGCCUCCAGACCAACCAGGAUGAAUAAACAGGGGAGAAACGCA
Molecule: messenger RNA, 2642 nt
Organism: Sorex araneus (European shrew)
Lineage: Eukaryota; Metazoa; Chordata; Mammalia; Eulipotyphla; Soricidae
Gene: C5H1orf216
Product: chromosome 5 C1orf216 homolog
Exons: 2
Coding region: 159-842 (227 amino acids)
Source: RefSeq, a predicted model, not a curated record